CUUCCGGGUGACAGGUGGAUGUUGUUGUGCUGCGGGUCAAAUCAAUCGGACGAAUAUUCCUCCUUUCAAUAAUUCCUCCGGUUGUUACCGGGAGCUUGAUGAGCUCUGAUAUCCGUUAACCGGAUCUUACUCACGGUCCUCUCACCGACCCUCCGAUGGCCUCCAGGCGGCCGGACAGCUUCGACGGACUCGGCUUCCGCGGCCGCGACGACCCGCUGUACGGAGCGAGCUACCCGGUCAGGAGCGCCGGAGGCCCCGCGGACCACUGGGUCACCGCGCCGCCGGACAUCCCGGGCAGCCGCAACCUGCACCACGGGGAGCGGACACCUCAGCGCGACGAGCCGCCGGGGGAGCACGGAGCUCCCGCAGCCGGAUGGGAGGCUCCGGGGCCCGGCGUUCCUCCUGCUGAGCAGCUCAACCGAUUUGCUGGAUUUGGAAUCGGACUCGUCAGUCUCUUCACAGAGAACGUUCUUGCUCAUCCCUGCAUCGUCUUCCGCAGACAGUGUCAGGUGAACUACCACGCCCGCUGCUUCCACCUGAGCCCCUUCAGCGCGGUGGCCGUCAUGUCCUCCAUCACCAAGGCGCAGGGCCUGAAGGCGCUGUGGAAGGGGUUGGGCAGCACCUUCAUCGUUCACGGCAUCUCACUCGGAGCCGAAGGCAUCAUGAGCGAGUUCACACCGUUACCACGGGAACUUCCUCACAGGUGGAGCUGGAAACAGCUGACUGGACAUUUACUGCUAAAAGGGUUAACUGCCGUGGUGGUUCUUCCGUUCUACUGUGCCAGCCUCAUUGAGACCGUGCAGAGCGAGAUCGUGCGUGACGACUCGUCCUCCGGGCUGCUGGACUGCGUGCGCGAGGGCUUGACUCGGCUGCUGGGCGUCGGCGCUCCUCACAGCCACCGGCUGCUUCCUCUCAGCUCGCUGCUGCUUCCGGCCGCGCUGCACGCCAUCCUGCGCUACGCCGUGGCGGCCUCCGUCCAGCAGGCGGCGCUGUGGCUUUACCGGCGCGGCAGGAAGCAGCGCGCCGACCCGGCCAACCCGCUGGACGCCUACUUCCCCGAGCUGGCGGCGGCGUGGGCGGGGUCUCUGGUGGCCGACGUGCUGCUGUUCCCUCUGGAGACGGCGCUGCACCGCCUCGAGCUGCAGGGCACGCGCACCAUCAUCGACGCCACGGACGGCGCGGUGGCGUCGGGCAACGCGGGCAGCCCGCUGGUUCUGCCCGUCAACACGCAGUACGACGGCUUCUCCGACUGCCUGCACGCCAUCCGCCGCAAGGAGGGCGCCGCCGGCUUCUACCGCGGCUUCGGGGCGCUGGCGGCGCAGUACGCGUUGCACGGGGCGCUGCUCGCCGCCGCUCGCACGCUGCUGAGGCUGCUGCUGCUGGAGGGCCGCGCCGCGUAGAGGUUACCAUGGAGACGCAGCUUCACUCGAUGUUCACCGUGACGACGAGAUUAAAACGCGUUGUUAUGACGAAAUGUUAUGACGUCAUGACAACACGACACCACACACUUCACCACGUAGCUUAGCAUAAAGACUGGAAGUGGGGGAAAGUGUUAGCCUAGCUUAGCACAAAGACUGGAAGUGGGGGGAGACAACGUUUGUGUUACGUCCUGAUGUCACUUCCUGCCUUAAAACAAGCGUCGUGGUGGUGUGUUGCCAUGGAAACAGUGUCAAGAACUCGUGACCAGAGCUGAAGUCUAUACUCAUGAAAAUUUAGUGAAACAAUUUAAAAACUUGCAGCCACUUUUUAUUUGUAUAAAGUUGUAAAAAUUAAAAAUAUAUUAAAAGAAAUGUAGGUUUAGAUUAAAUUAUAUUCAAUAAUUUAAUUAUUCAUAAAUAUUCAAAUGAAAUGAGUAAAGAAUAAAGAUGGAAGUUGUUGAGUUUUCAAAAUAAAGGUUUGGAAAAUCGAUGCAACUUUUUCAACCGUCUGAUGUGAAUUAAAAUGAAAGUUAUGAAAGUAUUUGUAACUUUAAUAUUCAGCUAAGUCGAGUCUGCACUUGUUCAAAUGUUGUUUUUUGUUGUAAAUGUUGUGCCGCAGAAAAAUAAGAAAAUGUUUUCUCUUCUGCUGUAAACUUGUUUUCAUGUGAAAUAAAACAAAAUGACACGAA
Molecule: messenger RNA, 2107 nt
Organism: Pseudoliparis swirei
Lineage: Eukaryota; Metazoa; Chordata; Actinopteri; Perciformes; Liparidae
Gene: slc25a46
Product: solute carrier family 25 member 46
Exons: 8
Coding region: 156-1400 (414 amino acids)
Biological process (GO): axon development; mitochondrial fission; mitochondrial membrane fission
Cellular component (GO): mitochondrial outer membrane
Source: RefSeq, a predicted model, not a curated record